CCCCGGAUGAUGGCCGCAGCCGCUCUCUGCUAGAAGGCAACUUGCUGCCUCGCAGAAGCUGGCGGGCACUGUGCCCGCCACGAUCGGUCUGCUGGGCACUGGGCCACCGCCCCACCCACCCCCCUCUCCGGACAUGGAGCCAGAGCCGGCGGCUCCUAAGCAACCCCGGCCGCGGAGGAGAAGCCGCAGGGCCUCAGUGCUCAGCGAGGACCAAGCCGCGGGGCUUCCGGCCGACACACCCGGGCCGGCGGCGAACGAGAGAUGCUCCCUUCGGAGAGGCAGCUCCUUCACAUUUCUAACCCCUGGCCCGCACUGGGACUUCACUUUGAAAAGAAAACGACGAGAGAAAGAUGAUGAUGUUGUAAGCCUUAGCAGCCUUGAUUUGAAGGAGCCAAGCAAUAAAAGAGUUCGGCCCCUAGGUCGGGUCACAUCCUUGGCAAACUUAAUCUCUCCCGUAAGAAAUGGAGCAGUCAGGCGCUUUGGUCAGACCAUACAGUCCUUUACCCUUCGUGGUGACCACAGAUCUCCAGCCUCUACCCAGAAGUCAUUCAGCAGGGCCACAGUCCCCACACCCACCAAGAGAAGAAGCAGUGCACUAUGGUCGGAGAUGCUAGACAUCAGUAUGAAGGAGUCCUUGACCACUCGAGAGAUCAAACGACAGGAGGCAAUAUAUGAAUUGUCCCGAGGAGAACAGGACUUAAUCGAGGAUCUCAAGCUCGCUAGAAAGGCCUACCAUGACCCCAUGUUAAAGCUGUCCAUCAUGUCAGAAGAGGAGCUCACACAUAUAUUUGGAGACCUGGAUGCUUACAUCCCCCUGCACGAAGAUCUGUUAGCAAGAAUAGGAGAAGCAACCAAGCCUGAUGGGACCGUGGAACAGAUCGGUCACAUUCUCGUGAAUUGGUUACCAGGCCUGAACGCCUACAGAGGCUACUGUAGCAACCAGCUGGCGGCCAAGGCUCUUCUGGAUCAGAAGAAACAGGACCCACGAGUCCAAGACUUCCUCCAGCGCUGUCUGGAGUCUCCCUUCAGUCGAAAGCUAGAUCUUUGGAGUUUCCUAGAUAUUCCUCGAAGUCGCCUCGUCAAGUACCCCUUGCUGUUAAAAGAAAUCCUUAGACAUACGCCCAAAGACCACCUCGAUGUUCAGCUUCUGGAGAAAGCAAUUUUGAUAAUACAAGAAGUUCUUUCUGAUAUCAACUUGAAGAAAGGCGAAUCCGAGUGUCAGUAUUACAUCGACAAACUGGAGUACCUGGAUGAGAAGCAGAAGGACCCCAGGAUCGAGGCGAGCAAGGUGCUGCUGUGUCAUGGGGAGCUGAAGAAUAAAAGUGGCCAUAAACUAUACAUUUUCUUAUUUCAAGACAUCUUGGUUUUGACUCGGCCCGUCACCCGAAAUGAGCGCCACUCCUACCAGGUUUACCGCCAGCCCAUCCCAGUACAGGAGCUGGUGCUGGAAGACCUGCAGGACGGGGAUGUGCGCAUGGGCGGCUCCUUCCGAGGGGCCUUCGGCAACUCAGACAAAGCUAAAAAUAUCUUUAGAGUGCGCUUCCAGGACCCUUCUCCAGGCCAGUCCCACACACUGCAAGCCAACGAUGUGUUCCACAAGCAGCAGUGGUUCAACUGCAUUCGCUCGGCCAUCGCCCCUUUCCAGCGGGCCGCCAGCCCCCUCGAGCUGCAGGGCUUGCCAGACCUGCACGAAGAGUGUGAGGAGAACAACCCUUCCGCUGGGAACCUCAGAGCCCAGCGACGGUCAUGCGUGCUUCCUGGUGUUAUGCAGGUAGACCACGAAAGUGUGCUGCAGUGUGGGAGUGUACAGACCGCGGAGGACACCAGGAACGCAAAGGCACAUCGGCCUCAGCAUGGCCUGCGAAGAGCAAGGGACAAGGCGCAGUCGGGUGGCAAAAAGAAAGAGACUUUGGUAUGAGUGUGUGUAUUCCCCGGUGGGAGCUGUUUAUUUAUAAAUGUGUACAGUUUUCUUGUAACGGGAGCGUCGAGGGCUACUCUGUACCAGAUGUAAUAUGUCCAUGGAUUGGGUCUCUCUCUCAUCCUCUCCUUCUCCCUCUCCCUUCCUCCCCCCCAACCCCCACGUCCUCGUCUGCGUUGUCGUCAUUGUCGUUGUUGUUAAUGGCAGCUAAAGAUACACAGGUUACUGUUAGAGUGAAGACUUUGAAGGGGUGUUUUCAUGGAUGGUGGCUUUUAUCAGAAGAAAUAUGGCAGAGCCGGUGUCGUCCAUGCUGGGUAGACCGUGACUUUCCACCAAAUGCCAGUGUUUGCCAAGCUUAAACCUUGCAAAUGCUGAAAUUCUGUCAGCGUUCUUUGUUAAAGCUCAGGUGGAGUGCGGAAUUUUAAUAAUGACACCUGCAGUCUACAUGGGAGCGGUCUGAGUUUGAAAUAUUUCAUAUUUACAGGGAGCGCUGCCUCCUUGGAGAACAAGCGUAAAGCCUGUUGUCUUCCCCUUUUCUCAACUGGAACGGACGAACGGACACCGUGUCAGUCUCACACGGGUCUCCUCCUCCAUUCAUUCAUUCUGCCAACUAUUUAAUUUUUUUUUAUUGUAAAGUAGUUUUUAGUAUUUGCUUUUAUUUUUUUACGUUGAUGCCUUUUUAAAUUGGCAUAUCCUUGAAGUUUUUCCUCCUGAUUUUGUGUGUGUGUGUGUGUGUGUGUGUGUGUGUGAUAUUAAUUUUAUCAAGUGAAACCAAGCCAUAUUGUUUGAGCCAAUUAAGAAAAGAGCAGUUUUUACAGUGUAUCAUGUCAGGGUGGUAAAGUCCCACGGAAUGACUUAGUGUAUUCUAGACUACUGAAACCAACCACAGGAAGGGUGGGUGCAAGUUUUUGUGUUGUCUGAAAAGCAAGAGAGAAGGCAGGAGACUGGGAUAGUAAAGGGAAGGGAAGAGUAACUUGUCUAAAAUUGUCUGGCUGAACCAGAGGAGCGGAGCUAGGAGCAGCCUGACCUGAGGGUAUGUAGGAAGUUGGAGAAGGCCAGGGGGAAUGUGAACUCUGUUUGCUUUGGUUUCUCAUACCUGCAAAUGCUAAAUUUGAGAAGAAGCCACACGGCGUGUUGGAAAUUUGGUUAAUUCUGGUUGGUUUUCUUCAUUCAAGAAAGCUCGUGAUUCGUCACUGCAAAAUGUUUGCAUUAGAAAUGGGGUCAUGCUCUUUAAAGGGGGGAGGACAGAGGCCCCAUGUCAGCCCAGGGUUGUACUGGUGAUCAGUUCAAGUCAUUGUUAACCAUUAUGUGAAAUAUAUCUCCAGUGGAACUGAAAAUUGGAAAAGGCUGUAAAUAAAUCAAUCAAAUGAUUUCUUUGUAUAAACGAAUUAUACAAUUAAAAAAAAAGCACACACAUAAUAACCCAAAA
Molecule: messenger RNA, 3347 nt
Organism: Rattus rattus (black rat)
Lineage: Eukaryota; Metazoa; Chordata; Mammalia; Rodentia; Muridae
Gene: Net1
Product: neuroepithelial cell transforming 1
Exons: 12
Coding region: 134-1918 (594 amino acids)
Biological process (GO): positive regulation of Rho protein signal transduction; intracellular signal transduction
Molecular function (GO): guanyl-nucleotide exchange factor activity
Source: RefSeq, a predicted model, not a curated record